Molecule: messenger RNA, 222 nt
Organism: Echinostoma caproni
Lineage: Eukaryota; Metazoa; Platyhelminthes; Trematoda; Plagiorchiida; Echinostomatidae
Source: the annotation of a GenBank genome assembly
AUGAAAGGCAAAAACAUUUUACCUGUUCAUGAUAAUGAUUCGGAUGAUGAUGAUGAUGACUCGGUUGAUGAUGAUUCGACUGAUGAUGAUGAUAAUUUUGAUGAUUUAGAUGAUGAUGAUGAUGAUAAUUUGGAUGAUGUGGAUGAUGAUGAUGAUGAUGAGAACUUUGAUGAACGAAACGUCCUCGCUGUCACCUUGCUCUUGUUGAAAGAUCAACUGUAG